Ooceraea biroi (clonal raider ant) is the source of this 9145-nucleotide messenger RNA. RefSeq names its product proteoglycan-like sulfated glycoprotein papilin (gene Ppn). Gene Ontology annotation, molecular function: serine-type endopeptidase inhibitor activity; metalloendopeptidase activity. Gene Ontology annotation, cellular component: extracellular matrix; extracellular region. Gene Ontology annotation, biological process: proteolysis; extracellular matrix organization. The record is from RefSeq and is a predicted model, not a curated record. NCBI's taxonomy places the organism in Eukaryota, Metazoa, Arthropoda, Insecta, Hymenoptera, Formicidae.
CCGAAAGCAGCUCAUAUCGGGGGUCGGUUCUCUCUCCGAGUUCCGCGCUUCUUUCGGUCAGUUUUCUCCCGUGAGUUGUACGCGCGCGCGCUCCUCUCGUGAGGACCGGCUUCCGUGUCGUACAGCCUUUAGGCCCUACAGGUCUCAAGGAACAAGAAUCGACGUAGUGUUGGGAUAAAAACGACUCUCUCCGCAUCCUGGAUUCCCGCAGGACGGGGGAGCCGCGUUGUUCACCAUGCACCAUCGACUGUCAAGGUCGCUGGGGCUCCUAAUAUUUAUUAUAGCUGCACAUGUGCACGAUACUUUCGCGAAACAUCAUCAUAUAAAAUUAAGGCACGGAAGGCACCGUCGACAACACGGCGAGAGUUAUCUGCCCAGCAGCUUCGUGCUGGACACGGACGAGCCCGAGGGGGGCAACUGGGGACCAUGGUCGUCGCCCAGCUCCUGUUCGCGCUCCUGCGGCGGCGGAGUUGCCCAUCAGACCAGACAGUGUCUCGACAUAGAUGACAACGGUCAUAGCAGAUGCACUGGUGCCUCUAGGAGAUUCUUCUCGUGCAACGUCCAAGAAUGCCCUGGCGAGCCGAAGGAUUUCCGAGCGGAGCAGUGCGCGGAAUUCAACAGCGUACCCUUCGAGGGAGUGUAUUACAAUUGGAUUCCGUACACCGGCAGUCCGAAUAAGUGCGAACUGAAUUGCAUGCCGCGCGGCGAGCGAUUUUUCUACAGGCACAAAGUUGCCGUGGUUGACGGCACGCCCUGCGAAUCCGAAAAGAACGAUGUCUGUGUGAAGGGUACAUGUAUGCAUGUCGGAUGCGAUAUGAUGCUGGGUAGCGAUGCCAAAGAAGACGCGUGUAGAGAAUGCGGCGGUGACGGCUCAGAUUGCAAUACCGUUACCGGCUUAUUCAACACAGACGACCUCCAAGUGGGUUAUAUCGAUAUCUUGCUCAUCCCCGAAGGCGCAACGAACAUCGCAAUAAGGGAAGUGCGGCCCUCCAAUAAUUAUCUCGCCAUACGCAACACAACGGGAUACUACUAUCUGAACGGAAACUGGAGAAUAGAUUUUCCCCGCAGUCUGCGCUUCUCCGGCACAACCUUCCAUUACGCCAGAGAUCCUCAAGGAUUCGCGGCACCUGACACCAUCACGGCUUUGGGACCAACAAACGAGCCGAUUUACGUUGUGUUGCUGUACCAAGAUCGUAACGUGGGUGUGCAUUAUGAGUACAGCAUACCAAAAAAAUUCUCAUCGCGCACGGAUCCGGACAGCUACACGUGGGUAACCGACGAAUUCUCCAGUUGCAGCGCCAGUUGCGGUGGAGGCUACCAAUCAAGACGGGUGGCUUGCGUGCGGAGGCGCGACAAUCAGCCGGUGGAUGAAGGCUUGUGCGAUCCGCAGCUGGAACCAGCUGAUACGCAAGGCUGCAGCGAGGAAGCAUGUCCGUCUACGUGGGUGGAGGGCCCAUGGUCUCCUUGCACAAAACAGUGUGGGGAGGAGGGCGAGCAGACCAGGGAGAUCAAAUGCGAACAGGUCGUCUCGGGUGGAGUCGCUUCCGUGGUGGAUGAUUCUCAAUGCCUGGAGAAGGUGGGGCCGAAAGGGUCCACCAAGCAGGAAUGCAACAGAGACGUGGAUUGCCCACAGUGGCAUGAGGGACCGUGGAAGCCUUGCGAUCAUAUAUGUGGACCCGGUAAGCAAACCAGAGUAGUUACGUGCUACAGGAAAGUUGACGGCAAGAUCCAAGUGCUGGAGGAUGGGGCAUGCGAAACAGCGGCGCCAGAACGCGAGAAAGAUUGCGAACUGAGACCUUGCGCCGGUCUCGAUUGGAUCACUUCGGAAUGGAGCGGAUGCGAGGAGAAAUGCGAUCUCACGAAAGAAACAAGAACAGCGCAGUGUGCUACGCAGGAUGGUACGGUUUAUCUGGAAGACAUGUGCGAUGCGGGUAAGAAGCCACAGAUGGAAAGGGAAUGUGAGAAAUCCAAGGAUUGCGACUUCCAGUGGUUUGCUUCGCAAUGGAGCGAGUGUUCAGCAAUAUGCGGGUCUGGCGUCCAGACGCGCAAGGUAUUCUGCGGUACUUUCAGCGAUGAUACUGUGAAGAAAGUUACGGACGAUAACUGCGAUCCUGAAAAGAAGUUCGAAGAUAGUCAAAACUGCACCGCUAAGGAAGAGUGCAAAGGCGAAUGGUUCGCAGGACCUUGGAGCAAGUGUUCGCAGCCAUGCGACGGCGGCGACAUGACCCGUAAGGUGAUUUGCAUGAAGGAUAACAAGACGGUAUCUGUAAGCCAGUGUGACGCCGAUACCAUCAUGUUCUCCACCGAAAAAUGUAAUGAUGAACCUUGCGAAGAAGGCCAGACACCGGCGGCUGAAGAACCGACAGAUACAACAGUACCAGGAGAGGAAGAAGAAUGCGAGGAGGAAGAGGAAGAGGAGGAAGAAGGCGCCGUUGCUGCAGGGGAACCGACAAUAGGCAAACUAGUAGAACAAACGGAAGCAACGCCUUUGACGUCGCCGUUCAGUGACAUUUAUGACAUGAUGUUCAGCGAUUCGACGAGAGGCGACAUAUCGCCUACUGAUCUGGGUAGCGGUGAGGGCAGCGGCGAUGAAGAUUUUACCCUAUUCAAUACUGGCUUCUUCACUGGCGGUACCAGUGAUGCCCACUCCACAACCGUCGAAGAGAGUGCGAGUCCGUUUAGCGGAGUUACAACGGAAGGCAAAAGCGGUACGACAGAGUUCGGCACAGAGGUGACUGAGUCCUCGGAUAUCACCGAAGAGACCGACAUGACGAUUGAAGGAUCGGGGACUACCAUCGACGAAGAAUUUAGCACAAGUCCCGAGGAAGGAUCCGGUGCGAGUGCAUCCACGGAAGCGACCACGGAAUCCGGCAGUACUGAAUCAGAAACGACAAAACAGUCGACGGAUUCUUCCGAUACCGCUGCCAGCGAAACCACCGAAUCAACUGCCAGUAAAAAUUCGAUAUCGACGACAACCGGAUCCAGCGACGCUACGACUCGAUCGAGCGACAUGACGACGGAUCCAAGCGACGAGACGACCGAUCCGACCGAAACGACUGACGACGUUACUACCGGUUCUGCGGAAACGACAAUGUCUUCCAUGUCCGUAUCGACGGAAUCUACCGAAACGGAGACUACGGAUACCACCAACACGGUGACAACAGAUACGACGGAGACUCAGACUACCGAUCCCACAGAAUCCACGGGGACAACUGAAUCCACGGAAUCUCCGCCGAGUACAUCUUCUUCGGAGACGGAGACCACAGUUACGGAAACAACAGAGACGACUGGAAGCGAUGAAACCACUGAAUCUAGCGAUACGUCCGAGACAACUAUGGUGAUGUCGACCACAAUGGUCUCGCAGAUGACCAAUUUGGAAGUACUCGAACCCAAUGCCGAAACUGGUUCGGAGGAAAAAAUUAUCGUCGAUGACUCGAACGAAAGUACACUAAUUAUUAGCACAGAAACGAGCUCAACGAGUGAGACUGAAAUCAGCAGCAGUGAAAUAUCUGAGACAACCGAAACGGGUCGGACCACAGAAUCAGAAGAGACAACUGAGUCCGGAUUGACCACUGAAUCGGUCAAAAUGACGGAAUCGGGUGCGACAACUGAAUUCGGGGAAACUACCGAGUCAGGACAGACGACCGAAUCCGGCGAAACUACCCUGGCAGUCUCUACGGAAUCCGGAGAAACCACCGAGUCGGGUGCAACAACUCUGUCGGGCGAAACGACCGAAUCGUCCGCCACGACGUCUUCCCUCGAAGAGACGACGGUGUCCGGCGAGACUACCGUGACGGAAGUUACAUCUUCUACUGUCAGCGGAGAAACCGAUCUCACAGAAAAGACUCACAUCUCGGAGAUCUGGACGACCAGUUUCCCGGAGCUGACAACGCAGAAGCGACAAUGCAAACCGAGGAAAAGCUGCAAAAAGACGCCAUUUGGAUGCUGCUACGACGGCAUCACUGCCGCUCAGGGACCGUUCGGUCAAGGGUGCCCAACGCCGCAAACGUGCAACGAGACGCGCUACGGAUGCUGCCCUGACGGUGUGUCACCGGCCACUGGAAAGAAGAACAAGGGUUGUCCCGACUCUCACUGUAACGAGUCGCUCUUCGGCUGCUGUCCCGACGGUGUCACUACAGCGCAAGGCAAUGAUUACGAGGGAUGCAAGAAACCAUGCGUCGACACCGAAUUCGGAUGCUGCCCUGACAAUGAGACUACGGCUAGCGGAAAGAAUUAUCUGGGAUGUUGUAAUGUUACCGAAUUCGGUUGCUGUCCAGACGGUAUUAAAAUCGCUCCUGGUCCCGAUGGCGAAGGUUGCGAGGAAGAAGCCACUUCCGUAACGUCAGAGUACGAAACAACGACGCAACCAAUUUCACACGAAGACUGCGCGAACACCACGUACGGCUGCUGCCCUGACGGCGUUACCAUUGCGAACGGCACGAACUUCGCGGGUUGCGGCGUUAUUAAUACCGAAAAUUGCACCGCGUCUUACUUUGGAUGCUGUCCCGACGAGGUUUCCGCAGCUCUCGGACCGGACAACUACGGCUGCCGCAUGCCUUGCCACGACAGUGCUUAUGGAUGCUGCGAAGAUGGAGUGACGCCGACACACGGGCCGAACAACGAGGGCUGCUGCCUAGCGACCCCGUACAAAUGCUGCCCGGAUAACAUCCUGCCAGCGCGUGGACCAAACUUCUACGGCUGCGGCUGCCAAUACACGAGAUUUGGCUGUUGCCCGGAUAAUUCGACAGCGGCACGCGGUCGGAACAACGAGGGCUGCGGCUGUAAAUACACUCCUCACGGUUGCUGUCCGAACCGGUUCACGCCUGCCACCGGACCCAAUUUCGAGGGAUGCCCGUGUUACACUUAUCAAUUCGGAUGCUGCCCCGACGGUGUCACCAUUGCCAAGGGUUCCCGUGGUCAAGGCUGCGGAUGUGAGAACACGAAAUACAAGUGCUGCUCGGACGGCAGGACACCUGCUAAAGGGCCGAACUUCGCUGGAUGCACCUGCGACGCAUCACAAUUCGGAUGUUGUCCGGAUGGAAUCGAGGAAGCUCAAGGCGAGAACUUCGAGGGUUGUCUGACGAUGCCGAUGAUGCCGGGUGCGGCGUGUGGCUUGAAGAAGGACAGAGGUUCCUGCCGGGACUUCACCGUCAAGUGGUUCUACGAUACCGAUUAUGGUGGCUGCUCGAGAUUCUGGUACGGAGGCUGCGAGGGUAACGAAAAUCGAUUUAAAACACAGGAAGAGUGCAAAGAAGUUUGCGUUCAGCCGAAAGGAAAAGCUGCUUGCUUCUUGCCGAAAAUCGCUGGUCCUUGCGAAGGAUAUCACCCGAAGUGGUAUUAUGAUGCCGACAGGAAGCAGUGCGGUCAAUUUAUUUACGGCGGUUGCCUCGGUAAUGCUAAUAAGUUCGAAACUAGGGAAGAGUGCGCAGAACUUUGCGUCACGCCAGAUGAUAUCGAUUCCUGCGAUCAGCCGAAGGAACAAGGUCCUUGCGCAGGCAAUUUCACAAGGUGGUACUUCAAUAAAGAAGCGCAGACUUGCGAACAGUUCAUUUACGGCGGUUGCAAAGCGAACGACAACAACUUCCCAACGGAAAUCGCUUGUCAUCAGCAGUGCUUACAACCAGGUCGGAGAAAAGAUAGUUGUACGUUGCCGCGGGCGGAGGGCACAUGCACGGAGAAGCAAUCUCGAUGGUACUUUGAUCAAUCGGAGAAUCGUUGCAUGCCAUUCUAUUAUACUGGCUGUGGUGGCAAUAAAAAUAACUUUGAAUCUAGAGACGCAUGCGAGUCUGAUUGUCCGCCUAAAAUCGAACAAGACAUUUGUCUGCUGCCGGCUCUCAUGGGAGACUGCCAUAAUUACACUCAACGAUGGUAUUAUGACUCCUACGAGCAGCAAUGCCGAAAGUUCUAUUACGGUGGAUGCGGCGCAAAUGAGAAUAACUUCCUGACCCAGCAGGACUGCGUCAACAGGUGCGAAACGGCCGUCACCACGCCGCCACCUUUGAGACACCUCGAGUUCCGAACUGAAUUCUGCUUCCUGCCUGAUGAACAUGGUCCCUGCUCUGAGAAUCAAAUCAAAUGGUUCUACGAUAGUCGCGACGGCGUGUGCAAGCAGUUCUAUUACGGUGGCUGUCAGAGUAACGGUAACAACUUUAAUCGUCGUGAGGAGUGCGAAUAUCGCUGCGGAGAAGUUCAAAAUCCUUGCACGCUACCAAAGGUGGUCGGUCCCUGCAGCGGCUCCUUGAAGCAAUUCUACUAUGACUAUCGCUCUGAUUCCUGCUUCGAGUUCGAUUACAGUGGCUGCGAGGGCAAUAAGAAUCGUUUCCAAGAUAGGGAAUCUUGUGAGAGGAAGUGCAAGCAGCAUCCACCUGCCGUUACACCACUGGUUACUCAAACGAUGAGAACUCCGUCGAUUGGAGAACCGAAGAGUCCCAUCUGCUUGGCGUCAGCUGAUUACGGUGAUUGCGACGGUUCUAUCACCGCAUAUUAUUACGACGUGGAACAUCAGAUGUGUCAGGCAUUCAUUUACGGUGGCUGCGGUGGCAAUGCCAACAGAUUCCAGACAGAGGAACAGUGCGAGCGACUCUGCGGAAGGUUCCAUGGACAAGACAUGUGCAAUCUUCCUAUGGAUUCUGGUCCGUGCAGAGGCGCUUUCCGCAAGUAUUACUACGAACCGAGCUCACGUGCCUGCCGUGAAUUUAUUUAUGGUGGAUGCGACGGCAAUGCGAACCGAUUCAGUACCGUCUCCGAAUGCGAGUCCAUUUGCGUACAUCAGGAGGAGCCUUUACCCGCCGGAAACGACACCAGCGCAUCGAAUCUGUCGAUCUGUAAAGAACCAGUUGAUAGUGGAUCCUGCACGUCCGGUGCCACGAAACGAUUCUACUUCGACGAGGAAUAUCAAAGCUGUCGGGCGUUUAUUUAUACCGGAUGCGGUGGCAAUCGCAAUAGAUUCAAGACUUUCGAAUCUUGUAUUAAUACUUGUCUUAGGACGAGCAACGAGAUAGAUGUGGACGCAACCGAUAAGAAAGAUCAAUGCGCAGAGGCUAAAGAGGAAUGUAAUAUCAUUCGUUGUCCAUAUGGCAAGGAACAAUACGUAGAUCCGCAGGACUGUGAACGUUGCCGUUGCGUUGAUCCCUGCAGGGCACAGAUCUGUCCUGAUGGUACUCGUUGCACCAUUACGCUAGUCGCUACGCAAGACGGUACAGAAUACAAGAGCGUUUGUCAAUCAAUCACCAAACCUGGUCAUUGUCCAAGAGUAUCCAACAGCACGAGGUGCGAGCAAGAAUGUGUCACAGACGCGGAUUGUCCCGGAGAAUCGAAAUGUUGCGACAGCGGUUGCGGUACGUCCUGCUUGGAACCCGCGCCGGAAGAACCUCCGGCAACGACACUGCGACCUGUUACACCACCGCAAUAUGGUGGCGAACCUGCGGCGAUUCAACAACCCGAAGAGCCUCGUGUUAGCGCGCAAGAGGGUGGAUAUGUCACUUUGAAAUGCGUCGCUCUGGGCACUCCCAGGCCAACCAUCACGUGGAGAAAGGAUACCACAUUGAUUGGACCUUCCGAGAAGAGGCGGCGCAUAUUGCUCGAUGGAUCUCUUCAGGUCAUCAAUUUGUACACUUACGACAGAGGAACUUACGUGUGCACCGCUGAUAACGGUUUAGGACCACCAGUAAGAGCGGAGUACCAAUUGGAUGUCACUGAACCGCGCGAGCUCGCCGUCGACAUCAUCGGAGAGCCCGACACUACUAUAACGGUGACGUUAAACUCGCCGAUAACCCUGCAUUGUUACGCUAUGGGGUGGCCAAGGCCGAUUGUUACUUGGUGGCGCGGCGACCGAAUGUUGCCCCUGCUCUCGGAAAAUUAUGAGCAGGACAAUGACUAUAGCCUCCUGAUACGCUCGGUAACUCUGACGAGUCUCGGUAUUUACACCUGUCAAGCGUUCAAUGGUAUCGGCAAUAGACCGGCCUCCUGGUCGGCGACCGUGCAGGCGAUCGGGCCCGUCUACAAUGUUAAGCCCGAGCAUGAGGAGUACACCAAGUACCUCGUUCAACCCCCGAGGAGACCCACUACCGAAAAACCACAAUAUCCUUAUCGACCCACCAGGACGCAAUCUCCUGAAAAUCAGACCUACGCCCCUCUUUACACGACAAAACCGCAUUACAUUCCACACGUUAUCCCUCUUGAACCAACUACUGCUGAACCCGGUGGCGCUAGGUUCAAAGUUCCGGUGAAAGUCAACGUAUCGGUAGAACAAACGCAAUUCCCUGAAGGCAGUGACAUAAGUAUCGGUUGCACAGUGGAUGGUUACCCGAUUCCGCGUGUGCUCUGGUAUAAGGACGACAAACUCAUUCAAACGGACAAUCGAAUCAAGAUUUCCGAACUCAAUCGGCUUAUCAUUAGUGAUGCGAAUCGAGAGGAUUCCGGCCGAUAUCGAUGCGAAGCAAGCAACGAGUACUCUACGGAUUCCAACAGCGUUGAUAUACGCGUAGCUGGCAUCUUCAUUCAUCCGCAUUGCCAGGACAACACGUUCUUCGCCAACUGCGAGCUCAUCGUGUCGGCCAAAUAUUGCACGCACAAGUACUACGCGAAAUUCUGCUGCCGAUCGUGCACGGAGGCCGGCCAGCUGCCGGCGAGAGGGCCCCACAUCGACAACACGAGAAGAAGAAGGAGAUCCAUUCUGCGAAUGCUCGUCUAAGAAAUCGCGAAAUCGACUCUUCGGUAUUUCCGACGCACGUGAUAGCACAUAUCGAUUCUGAAUUGUGGCUGGCGGGAUUCGCGAUGGAGAAAGACCUGGGUGGAGGAGGAGGAAUCAUCUCACUGCACGCGCCCACCUGCCGCUCUCGGACUUGCCGAAUAAUCGACUCGUUAACUCACUGCCAAAGCCUUAGAGCGUUUAUACAUAGAUAUAAUGUAUGCAUACGAGUUUCGUGCGCGUGUCCCAUCGAAGUGCGCGAAACCGACACCGCGCGAUCUCGCCUUUCGACGUUUCUAUCCAUGUAUAUACGAUCUGACGCUGCAAAUCCUAGUCCGACGGAGCCAUAUUAUAGGCGGGUUAAUUACCUUGUUCUUAAGAGAUCAGUGGAAACGUCGCGACGCCGCGCGUGUCUCUCACAAGUAACACUACCCAAGUGUCACACGCCGAUUUUGA